Molecule: messenger RNA, 162 nt
Organism: Racocetra persica
Lineage: Eukaryota; Fungi; Glomeromycota; Glomeromycetes; Diversisporales; Gigasporaceae
Source: the annotation of a GenBank genome assembly
AUGGUAGUAAAUACUAUCAAUUUAAGGCUAAAAACUGCUGCUCAAUAUUUACAAAAUAAUGAUAUUUUAGAACAGGCAAUUAUACAACUCAUAGAACAUAAAAGUAUUCAAGGAAUUUGUGCUUACAAGCAAGUUAAUGAAGAUCAACAACUCAUACUGUAA